Microplitis demolitor is the source of this 2326-nucleotide messenger RNA. Its product is annotated as protein disulfide-isomerase. The transcript has 4 exons. Gene Ontology annotation, molecular function: protein disulfide isomerase activity. Gene Ontology annotation, cellular component: endoplasmic reticulum. Bases 217 to 1707 code for a protein of 496 amino acids. Lineage: Eukaryota; Metazoa; Arthropoda; Insecta; Hymenoptera; Braconidae. Gene Ontology annotation, biological process: response to endoplasmic reticulum stress; protein folding. The record is from RefSeq and is a predicted model, not a curated record.
UGCCGCGUGCAUAAUAUAUAGACGUCGGUUCGUUGGCUUCUUAUUUCACUCUUCAAUCUGUUUAUCCAAGUGUAUCGAUCAUUACUAAUUACCGCUCGAUUUGUCAAUAUUACAUGCUGAUGAAAUUGUAAUUAACCGUCUAGCCAGUUUUUAGUUUUAAAUUUACACGUAUUUCGUUAAUUUUUUUAUUUCUUUAUAAUUUUCCAUACUGCAACCAUGAGAAUAAUGAGAAUCUUAUUUGUAACGGCGUUAUGUGUCAUGGGAUCUUUGGCCGAAAUUGAUACAGAAGAUGGCAUAAUGGUGAUAACAGAAGAUAAUUUUGAAGAAGCGAUUGAUGAAAAUCCUUACAUCGCUAUCGAAUUUUAUGCUCCCUGGUGCGGUGAUUGUACGACAUUUGCUCCAAAAUAUGUCGAAGUAGCAAAAAUGCUUGAAAAAAAAAAUUCUAAAAUACAACUUGGUAAAGUUGAUACAACGACAGAGGUCGAACUUUCACAAGAAAAUGACAUACGAAGUUAUCCAACAAUCCGGUUUUUCCGCAAUGGUGUGCCGAUAAAUUAUCCAGGUGAACUUGAGACUGAUGACGUCGUUGAAUGGUUGACAAAAAAAGCUGGUCCACCUGCUAAAGAACUAAAAUCUCUUGACAAAGCUAAAGCAUUCCUUCAAGCCCAUGAUAUGGUGGUCAUGGGUUUCUUCAAAAGUUUAAAAUCCAAGAGUGCUAAAGCUUUCUUAGAAGUUGCCAGCACUGACGGCGAGAUAGAAUAUGCUAUGACGAGUAACGAGAAAAUAUUCAAAGAGUUUAAAGCCAAAGAUGGUACAGUUAUUCUCUUCAAACCAUUUGAUGAAGGCCGUAGUGUUUAUGAAAAAAAAAUAAAUCCAGAUGAUUUAAGAGAUUUCAUUGCUGAGUAUUCACUUCCACUUAUAAUCGACAUGGAUCAGAAAAUGUCUGCUAAAAUUUUUGGUAGCAAUGUCAAAAGUCAGCUCCUUGUCUUCCUCAGUGAAGUAGCCGGUCAUUAUGAUGAAUACGUUGAAGAGUUCAAAAAAGCUGCGAAAAAAUAUCGCGGCAAAAUUCGUGUCGUUACCGUAAAUAUGGAUGAUCCUCAAUUUGAAAACAUGGUAAAAUUUUUCGGAAUGACGAAAGAAGAAAUACCUGCAAUGCGUAUUACAAAAAUGCUUGAUGCGGGCGUACAUAAAUACAAACCGGAAAAUCCUGAAUUGCGUCAAGAUAAUAUUUUGAAGUUUGUCAGUGCAUUCUUAGAAGGAAAACUGAAGAGACAUUUGGCUACAGAAGAAUUGCCUAAAGACUGGGAUGCUAAACCGGUCAAGGUUCUUGUCGGCAGUAAUUUCAAUAAAGUUGCCUUAGAUAAAUCGAAAAAUGUUCUUGUUGAAUUUUACGCUCCUUGGUGUGGCCAUUGCAAGGAGCUUGCUCCUAUUUAUGAUGAACUUGGAGAGAAGUACAAAAACAGCAAAAAUGUUGUUAUUGCAAAAAUAGAUUCCACAGCCAAUGAACUUGAAUCCGUAGAAGUCAGGAGUUACCCGACACUUAUUCUGUUCAAGAAGAAAACUAAUGAAGCUAUUACGUUCGGUGGUAAUAGAACGCUUGAAGAUAUCUCGAAAUUCAUCGAAUCUGAUGGCGUUUACGGAAGACAAGAAGAGGAAGAGGAAGAGGAAUAUGAAGAUGAAGAUGACCGAAGAAAGGAUGAGUUAUAGAUUUUAAGUGUAAACAAAUCGUUUUUAAUUAUUUCAUUUUUAUUUCUCAAUCAAUAUAGUUUAAUUUUAGUCAGAUAAUAUCUGAUAUCUUUAGCACAAAUAAGUGUAAAGUCUUUUUUUGUUUAAGAUGUAUACAAUAUUUUUUGCAAAAAGUAUUUAUAAAAAACAUGACGAGUGUAAACGUUUUUAUGAAUAUGGUUUACAAAAUUUGAAAACGUAAUUUAUCUAAUAAUUUUUUUUUUAGCUGUAUAAUAUGACGUAAGGUUCUCGAAUAGAGUAUUUUAGUAAAGUAAUUUAGGAAAAGCAGCUUUCCUGGUUUUUUUUCGGAUUAAUAAAUUUCAAGGUUUUUAUAAAACAAUGAGUUACAACUUUUAGAACAAAUUAUCAUGUCCUACUUAAAUCAGAGAAUAGUCAAUCGCACAAUGAGUCAAUAUUUAUAAUAAAGAUACAUAUAGAUAUAGUAUUGUGCUUGACUUGUUACAGACAAGCAAAAUAGCUAGACUUAUCAUUGUUAAAUGAGUAAAUUGAAUGAUACUAAUCUGCAUGAACUAAUAAUAAAUGAAUGUACUUUAGUAGCAAAAUAAAUUCAAAUAAUGACAAAACAAUGUCUUUACGAAUA